GAAAUAAGAACUUUGGCCUUGAUGGGACCCCCAGGACUUCCGGGUGUGGCUGGACCUCCAGGGCCACCAGGACAGAAGGGUGAAAUUGGCUUGCCAGGUCCUCCAGGCCAUGAUGGAGAAAAGGGACCACGUGGCAAGCCUGGAGAAAUGGGCCCCCCUGGCCCUCCUGGAUUGCCAGGAAAGGAUGGACCACCUGGAAUAAAGGGAGAGCCAGGCCAUACUGGAGCCACAGGAGAAAAGGGCGAUAAAGGAGAGCCGGGACAAGCCGGCUCACCAGUGAGUAAACUGAAGCCUCUUGGAGCACUGCUGGCUGUCCAGGUUAUGGGACAAGGCCCUGGGAUACCUCAGAGCCCCUCCAGGGGUCUUGAUGGCCCCACUGGAGAGAAGGGUGAACGAGGUGACCAAGGGAUGCCAGGACCACCAGGAUUGCCAGGUCCCAUCGGACUUCCAGGAUUGACAGGAGAGAAGGGCAAAACUGGGGAGCGUGGAGACAAAGGAAAUCCAGGAGAAUCGGGUCUUCCGGGCCUGCCAGGACCGAAGGGGGAAGCGGGGAUUGAUGGAGUGAAAGGAGAGAAGGGUGCCCAGGGUGAAAAAGGAGACAGAGGGCCACUGGGAUUACCCGGUACUCCAGGACCAAUUGGGGUUUCGGGACCAGCAGGACCAAAAGGAGAAAGGGGUAGUAAAGGAGAUCCUGGAGUUGUAGGACCAAUGGGGCCAGCAGGGCUUCCCGGUUUACAAGGUCUACCUGGUGACAAAGGAAUCCGGGGGGAGAGGGGCAAGAAAGGCUCUAGAGGGUCUAAAGGGGAUAAGGGAGACCAAGGAGCGCCUGGAUUAGAUGCACCCUGUCCGUUGGGGGAAGAUGGUCUUCCAGUUCAAGGCUGCUGGAAUAAGUGAUGAUUCUAACCCUGGACUGGCCUGUGUGUGUUAUUGUACAUAGAAUAUUUAUUUUUAUACAGUGUUCUCUGAAAUGCCAAAAGUUAUGCAUUUUUACAAAUUAUCAAAAAGCUGCAUAUUUUUUGUACAGAAAGUACUAGACCUCCCUUCUUCUCUGUUUGUCAGUUCUCUGUAUAAUUCUAUGUCUGCAUUAUGCUUGUUUUGUCAUGGAGUACAGCUGUAAUAUUUACAUGAUAUUUGUGCACACAUGAUGAAUAUAGGAACUUAAUAAAUUAUUGCAUUAAAAGUGUCCAAAGGAACUGCCCUGUAUAGAUUUUAAGGUCAUUUUCAUUUUUCAAGCUGGAAUCAUUCAAGACUAUUUCAAAAUAUUAUGUAUUUUUAUUA
Molecule: messenger RNA, 1278 nt
Organism: Pterocles gutturalis (yellow-throated sandgrouse)
Lineage: Eukaryota; Metazoa; Chordata; Aves; Pterocliformes; Pteroclidae
Product: collagen alpha-1(XIII) chain-like
Exons: 14
Source: RefSeq, a predicted model, not a curated record